Manacus vitellinus (golden-collared manakin) is the source of this 7368-nucleotide messenger RNA. RefSeq names its product KIAA1549 like. The record is from RefSeq and is a predicted model, not a curated record. NCBI's taxonomy places the organism in Eukaryota, Metazoa, Chordata, Aves, Passeriformes, Pipridae. The transcript is spliced from 20 exons. Bases 115 to 3993 code for a protein of 1292 amino acids.
CGACAGCAUAUCAAUGAUGCUCCUUCUACAGGAUCUUUUCCUAAUUGGAGAUCUAUACUAUCACCAACACGGCCUUCCACAGAAACUAAGACUUCCUCAAUAGCUGAUAUUUCUAUGGGGCAGACUUUGGAGAAUGCAGACUUGCUUCAGAUGAUAAAAACCACGCUGACUGGCACACGUACCAGGACUUUGGAUCAAAUGCAUCUGUUGCCCACUCUGUAUCAAGGCAGUGGAAACAGUGCAUCCCAGGAACCUGCUGAAGUUUCAGCUGAGUCGCCUCUGAGGUCAUCAUCUCAAGAUGCAGAUGAAACAGGUUUGCCUCAACUUGUGUUAUCUGGAAUAUCUUCUGGUGCAAUACCUACAGUAGGAACUUCAGAAGCAAAACCACUAACAAGAAAAUCAUCUCCAGCUUCACCAGUGCCAGCUUCUUCCUUCUUUUCUCUAGGCACUGAAAACACACCUUUGCCAUCUGUGAUGGCUUUAAGCACACCGACACUGACCCUAACAAAAAAUAACACUGCCACAAAAUUGACAUCGGACCUAAGCUCAGUAGGAACACGUGCAGAUUUUCCUUUUGCAACGAGAAACACAACUGCAUCACCUGUGGACGUGACAGCCCUGCUCAUAACCCCUAAAAGCAGCACGGUCACAGCCUCCACACCCGCACCCACAACCCAUGUACCAAGGCAGAUAGAAACCACAGUAACUGACACCCAGAAGUUCCCGAGCUCAGACAUCACCAAAACGUCAACCCCCUACCCACUGACAAUUACAGCAGCUUUGACAUCUAUUACAGCAUCAGCGAAAACAACUAGGCUUCCCCCUACUCCAGUGGAAAACUCCUCUGCUCCCUCUGAAACCACAGCAGCAGCGGCUUUCGCUAACAUGACAGCAGCUCCCCCCCUGGACUGCCGGCUCUCCGACAACCUUAUGGUUAAAACAGUUCUGUUUCUGAACACAAGGAGGAUGAUGAUCAGCAAUGCCUUCAGGGAGAUGGUGAGAAAAGGACUCAACCAAGUGCUGAGACAAGCGUUCAACCAAAACGUCAGUGCUCAGGUUGAAAUCCUGGAGCAAUCGAGUAACCUAACGGUUGGUUACUACGUUACACGGGGGAGGCUGGUUUUCAUCCCGGCUGCUGUCACCGAAAGGCUCCUGGCGUACGGCAUCAGCAACGCCACGGCAGACAUCAAGCAGCACGUGCCACAUCUCCAGGCCGUGGUGGCCCUGGCCUUGCCGUGGAAACCCCUUCCCGCGUACCACUUCCAGCUGAAAACAGAGCUGCAGUUUGUGGGUCAAACAGACAAUAUUCAGUCAUGCAAAUUUAUUCAGACCAUGGAACAGCGACUACAGAGGGCAUUUCAGGAUGCUGAAAGAAAGGUCCUGAACACCAGCAACAACUUAACAGUUCAGAUUUUGAACACUUCCAACGUCUCCCAAGCUGUCACUCUGUUUUACGUAGUGAACAAUCGAAGCACAACUCUAAAUGGCACUAUUUCCAGCAACCUUCUUAAUCAGCUGUCAGCUGAGCUGGUGGGGUUCUACCUCACCUACCCACCUCUCACCAUUGCUGAAUCUUUGGAGUAUCCAAACCUCGAUGUCUCGGAGUCAACUAGAGACUACUGGGUGAUAACAGUUAUUCAAGGGGUCGAUAUGGCCUUACUGGGGCUGAACAACCAGAGCUUUGCCCGGCUGAUGGAGCAGCGCUUGGCCCCGCUGUUCAUGAUGUCCCACCAGCAAGGGAGGCGAUUCAAACGUGCCACCACCGUGGGCAGCUACACUGUGCAGAUGGUAAAAAUUCAACGUAUCCCAGGCCCCAAGGAGCCGGCUGAACUGACCUAUUACACUUUAUACAAUGGGAAGCCUUUGCUGGGCACUGCAGCUGCCAAAAUUUUGAGCACCGUUGACUCCCAGCGCAUGGCCUUGACCCUGGGCUAUGUCAUCCAAGUCCAAGCUGAUCCCGUGGUGAAGAACCCCCCAAACAACCUGUGGAUCAUUGCAGCGGUGCUGGCUCCCAUUGCUGUGGUUACAGUCAUCAUCAUCAUCAUCACAGCAGUGCUGUGCAGGAAGAACAAGAACGACUUCAAGCCGGACACCAUGAUGAACCUGCCUCAGAGAGCGAAGCCAGUACAAGGCUUUGACUAUGCCAAGCAACACUUGGGUCAGCAGGGAGCAGAAGAUGAAGUUCUACCUGUAACUCAGGAGACUGUCAUACUUCCACUUCCAGUCAGAGAUGCUCCUGCCUCCCAGGAGAGAGAAAUUACCCAGGAUGGGAGCACCAUCAAAACUGCCAAAUCCAAUGAAACAAGGAAAAGCCGGUCCCCAAGUCAGAAUGGCUCCAUCAUCAGCAAUGGGUCGGGAAAGCCCAGCUCUGGACGGAGCUCCCUCCAGAAAGUGAUGGCACCUCAAAAAGGGACAAAAGACGAAGGAAGGAAAAGAAAUGUGCCCGUGAGCGAUGAAGAGGAAGGAGGCAUUCUCUUUGAUAACAUUGCCAAAUCCACCAUUGACCCCUUCGACACCUCUUCUGGAUCAGUACAGCUCAUAGCCAUCAAACCUGUGGCCCUGCCUGCUGUUCAUGCUGCAUCAGAGAGGAGCCAGGAAUCUGCCAUCAUUAAUGGAGAGGUGAACAAGGCUUUGAAGCAGAAGUCCGAUAUAGAACAUUACCGCAACAAGCUGCGCUUGAAAGCCAAGAGGAAGGGCUACUAUGACUUCCCGCAGGUUGAUAACAACAAGGGGCUGACAGACAGAAAAAGGAUGUACGAAAAAAACCAGAAAGAGCUUGACCACAUUUUGGAUCCUGAUGCAGAUGUCUCAUCUCCAUUUGCUGAGCCUAAGAACAGGCAGCCACUGAAGAACUCGGUGUACAGGAGCAGGCAGUCUCUGAACAGUCCUAGCCCAGGAGAAACUGAGAUGGAUCUUCUCGUGACCCGAGAAAGGCCUAGGCGUGGAAUCCGUAACAGUGGAUACGAUACCGAGCCCGAAAUUAUAGAAGAAACAAAUGUUGACCGUGUCAACGAGCCUCGGAAUUACAGCAGGUCCCGUCAGGCCAAAGGCCACUCGGAGACCUCGACUUUAAGUUCUCAGCCCUCCAUUGACGAGGUUCGGCAGCAGAUGCACAUGCUCUUGGAGGAGGCCUUCAGCCUGGCCUCUGCAGGCCACGGGGGCCAGAGCAGGCAGGACUCGUACGGCUCGGCUCCACACCUGCCCUACUCGGAGGUUGUGACCAGCGCGCCGGGCACCAUGACCCGGCCUAGAGCGGGGGUACAGUGGGUACCCACGUACAGACCAGAAAUGUAUCAGUACAGCUUACCAAGACCAGCUUAUAGAUUUUCUCAGCUUCCUGAGAUGGUAAUGGGUUCUCCUCCCCCUCCUGUCCCUCCCAGGACGGGUCCUGUGGCUGUUGCCUCUCUCAGGAGGUCUACAUCAGAUAUUGGCAGCAAAGUGAGAAUACCUGAGUCCAGUGGAGCAGAUCAGGCCCAACAUCAUGAUCAGACAGCUUUUGCACCUGGUUCGAGAGCUCCAAUGUCUGUUGGUCCACUUGAUCAAUCAGCUUUUCACUCAGGAAAUACGGUACCAGCAGUGUUUGCCAUACCAGCAGCAAACCGACCUGGCUUCACGGGCUAUUUCAUCCCGACACCACCCACCGCAUACAGGAACCAGGCCUGGAUGCCCUAUGCUGGAGAGAGUGAGCUGCCAGGCCAGUGGGCAGACUCUGUUCCACUUCCUGGGUACAUCGAGGCUUAUCCGAGGCCCCGCUACCAACACAACUCCCCGUCACGCCUCCCUCGGCAGUACAGCCAGCAGGCAGGCAUGCAUCCCAGCCUGGAACAGGCUCCUCUGCCAUCCACAGCAGCUUCCCAGCAGAGCCUGACGGAAAACGACCCCUCUGAUGCACCUCUCACCAACAUUUCCACGGCUGCCCUGGUAAAGGCAAUAAGAGAAGAAGUGGCCAAACUGGCCAAGAAGCAAACCGAUAUGUUUGAGUUCCAAGUCUAAUGUCUUUUGUGCACAGUAUUUGUACCUUGCAACCUGGGGUAGCCAAGGAAGUGACUGCUUUAAUUUUCAGUUACAAACUUGCUGCGAAUUGCGCCGAAGUGUGAUGGCAUUUUAAUCUGUCUGAAAAGUCAACGCUAUGAAAUGACUUAGAGUAGAGCAACAGGACUCUGAAGAUAUGUAAUCCUGCUUGCCAGCUGAGGAAACGCUGCCAGGAAACUGUUUCGUGUGGAUAAGAUUGACCAUAUGCAAUUGUUUGUCACUUAGCUCUAGUAUUAUGAGCCAUCAUCACCAGAGAUGCUGCUGAACAUGUCUGCUCCACACAAUGUUUCAUUUGCAGGCCCAAAGGCAGAGCUGCUGAAAAUAACUUCUGCAUGUCAAAGCUUUGAUUAAAGAAGAAAAUGCCACAGAACGUGGUUGGCUAAAGGCCACGGUCGGUGUGGUGGUGGCCAUGGUAAUUGUUUGCUGCAGGACAUUGUAUAAGGGAUGCUGAUCUCACCUGUGGGGAGUCAUUCAGCCUUUUCAUUCCAGAGACUGCAUUCAAAGCAAAAGAAUUCAAGAUGAGUAAGUAAUACAAAUAAAUGUCCUGUAAAUAGCUCCGAUUCUCUUCAUCUUAUUAACAGUACAAAGAAGUGAAACAAGAGAGGGCUGUGAAGAAGGUGAAUGAUAUUUUGAUAAUUGGUGGCUACCUUGUCCAUCAGUGCCACCACUUAGUUAUGGAGGAGACUUUUUUCAGUGUGAGAGAAUACAGUGCACAAAGGGCCAGCAAAGGAUAUUGGUGCUAAAAGCUUCCAAGAAGAAUGAAAAAAGGUUAUUCGCGUUUGCUCUAUAAUCAGACUUUUCACUCUGAAUGCAUGUGAAGCUGGUAAACCUGAGACCUUUAACUUUUUCCAACCUGGAAAAAAUGAAUACACCUGCUUGGACAAGAAAACCUCUGUUCAACACAGUUCUUUUUUUCUUUUUCUUAAACAAUGCUAUCUACUAAAGUGAUGCCAGAAAGUGCUACCCAAAGCUGCAGUUGAUGACACUGGAACAGUGAAUGGGCAUCUAGGAAGUUCUGAAUGUAGAGGACCUAAUUAUUAUAUUAACAUGUAAAUAAUUUAACAGUUACAUGGAUUAACAAAAAUACUAAUGUUCUGUGAAAAAGAGAGCAUUGCCAGAAAUUAUGCUGACUUUACAUUGUGCAAGAUAAAGGUCACUGAUCGUUAAACUGCAUUGUGGUAUGAAUCCAAUCCCAAAAGAAUAUCAAACCAGUUGAAUGGGACAGUAGUUAAUAUUUUGCAGUUGUACAAACUAGUUGGAGAUCAUGAAAAAUUGUUUUCAGUUCCUUCAGCAGUUUAGCUUUGGGAACUGAAGAUGUUGCAAAAUUUGUUGUGUUGGGCGUGUUUGAUGUCAACUGGAAUUAAAGGUAAUGUCCUUCAUUUCAGUAAGUUAUUUAGUUAUUCUCAAUUACUAUUUUGUCUGAUCAUUUCAUUUCCCUGAGUUUCUUUGGUCUUUACUGAUGUGAGGAAGGGAACUUAGUUUAGCUUUUUGACCACCAGUAAAUUGAAAGAAGGAGAGAGAAGACUAGAAAACAGGAUAGAAGCAGAAAUUUGAUAAAGCACAAACUUUUAAAGCAGAGCUAUUUUUCCCCUUAUAAUGAUAUUACAAACCCUUACUGAGACUGUGAUACAUAGUUAUCCUAGAAUAUACAGAUAUCUUCUGCUCCAAUACCUUAAAUAUUGCAGAAGCCUUUGGAAUGCUAGUUAAUCUUUCAAUAAAUGUGAAAUUUCAUUUUUAUUAUUUAAAAUCAGAUAUAAAUAAAAUGUAUUUUUGUAAUUUGUAUGUAUAUAUGUGCUGUAUAUUUUAAUAAGUGACUAGUCUGCUAUAGUCAGAAAAUUUCCAUAAACCGAGAAGAAAAAAAAAAAGAAAAAGAAAGGAAAAAAAAUUCUGGUAAUUUUAAUGAUUGAUUUAAACAUGCUAUGUCCGGAGUACAAAAAUAUACAUUUGGGUGACUUGGAUACUAAACAACCAAAGAAACUCAAUCUUUCAUAUCAAUACAAGUCUAGUAAAGACCAACUGCUGUCUCAGUUACCUGUCAACUAAGUAAUACUGAUCUCAUCAGUGUAACAGAAUACAGCCAAAUUGUGUUGAAUUAAUAGCUGCCUGAGAACAUCACACUUUAGAAUAGCAACUUCAAAAUACUGGGCCAGACUCAAUGUGCCAUAAAAGGGCUUGUUCUGGUUGUCUUCAGUGGGAGCUUCAUGCACUGAGAGCAAGGCUGAGUUUCUCUUUUGGGCUUCAUCUAUACAUAGGAAUUUCACUAGAACCCCUUGAGCAGGAUUCUGCUUAUUUUUCUGUCAUUUGGAUCACUGUAACAUAAGUGCAGACAUAAUGGAAGAGCAGCUCACUUUUAUUUAGCCUAAGCUGGUUCAUAACUGGCUUAACCUAACUUGGGAAGCGAAAUCCACUCCAAGUCACAUCAGCCACAUCUCGCAUCAGCUUUGUUAUCUCAGCUUUUCAACGAUUCUUCUAUUUAGCCCAGUGAAAUUUUGCAAGUAAAUAGGCCCUUCUAUGCAAUGGGAGUGAAAUGAGCUGUGAAAUAAAUUUCUGUGUCCUAGACUCCUGUUUUGCAGCAUUAUCCUAAAGCUGCAAGUCUGGAAGCUGCAGUGAUCACAUGGAUGGACGUGCUGAAGCCACAGAGCUGGGAAGGGUAAUGUUAUGAUGUAUUCCCCAAAAAAAAAGUCACAGGAGGUAGGACAUACCAAUUUUAAACACCAUCUUUGGGACACUUAGCUCGGUGUGUAAAUUGGUGUUCCCACUCUUAAAUUUUAGCGAGUUAAUAGUUCUAUUGAAAAAUAUGGGAGGGUAAAGUCUCACAUAUUUUACAUGAUGAGUCAUAUAUCUUGCCAUACUGGAAAUUAAAAAUUCUGGCAAUUACAGAGAUGGACAGGGUUUGAGUGCCUGUAGAAAACAGAAAAACCCCAAACAGCCUUCUAGAAAGAAAAACCAUUUCAGUAAAGUUAAACAAAGUACUCUUCUACUAAGGAAGACCAGUUAGACUUUUAAAGUUAAUUUUGUUUGGUAUUGUUAUCAAUGAUGUGCAGUCUAUUGAACAUUUUCUGAACCAUCACUCUGAAACCAUUGUGGUGCACUUUAUUCACAAAACCAUCUUACCUUCUUCAUUCAUAAUGCCUUUUUAUCCUGCUUGUAAUACGUUUCUGUAUUUUUUUUUUUAAGUACAAAGUAAGAUUAUAUCAAGACAGUAAGGACAUUCCUGGGAAAGAAAAAUCAUGCUGUAAUAUCUAUACUGUCUGAGCACAAAGCAAUGAUAAAGUGAAAAUAUAGUGUACAAAUAAUUUGUAAUAUAAUAAACAUUUUGUAUGGCUACAAUUACAA